ACAACCUCUCGGCCGACAGCCGACAUGAAUUUAGUCGCCAUCUUUGCUUCAACCUUCAAUCGCCUCUACGGAUUCGCGGGCGUUUCAUCGCCGUUUUUCAAUGUUUUUCUUAAACAAAACGUGAUUGUUCUUGUCGACAAUAGCGUAAAAAGUUUCCUGGAGUUCAAUUAACAGUUCAGUGUGAAAAUGAGUUUUUUCGGAUUCGGACAAACCGCGGAUAUAGAGAUCGUAUUCGACGAUGCUGACAAGCGGAAGGUAGCGGAGGUGAAAACGGAUGACGGCAAAAAGGAGAAAUUACUGUUGUAUUAUGACGGUGAAACGGUGUCGGGGCGUGUGAACGUCACGCUACGGAAGCCGGGGUCGAAGCUCGAGCAUCAAGGAAUCAAGGUCGAACUAAUAGGGCAGAUCGAAUUGUUCUACGACAGAGGUAACCAUCAUGAAUUCAUAUCGCUAGUGAAGGAAUUAGCUCGGCCUGGAGAUCUCCUGCAACAUACGUCGUAUCCGUUCGAAUUUGCGAACGUAGAGAAGCCCUAUGAGGUGUACACAGGCGCUAACGUCAGACUGAGGUACUUCCUACGCGCUACCAUCGUUCGCCGCUUAACCGACGUCGUAAAGGAGGUGGACAUCGCUGUACACACGCUCUGUAGCUACCCUGACGUUCUGAACUCCAUAAAAAUGGAGGUGGGCAUUGAAGACUGCCUCCACAUAGAGUUUGAAUACAACAAAUCAAAGUAUCAUCUCAAAGAUGUGAUAGUUGGUAAAAUCUACUUUCUGCUAGUCCGUAUCAAGAUAAAACAUAUGGAGAUAUCUAUUAUCAAACGUGAGACAACAGGAUCAGGACCAAAUACAUUUACAGAGAAUGAAACCGUUGCAAAAUAUGAGAUCAUGGAUGGGGCUCCGGUGAGAGGUGAAAGCAUACCUAUAAGAGUGUUCCUGGCUGGAUAUGAUUUGACCCCGACAAUGAGAGACAUUAAUAACAAGUUUUCCGUCAGGUAUUACCUAAAUCUAGUACUGAUGGAUACUGAAGAUCGCCGUUACUUCAAACAACAGGAGGUGACUCUAUGGAGAAAGAGUGAUAAAUCGAGGUUGCUGUUACAUAAUCCUCAUCAUCCACAAACUCUGACGCAUCCCUCUGAGACCCCAUCUCAAAGGCAGCAAAAUGCAGCUAAUUCCGAUUAUGUGGGUCGAGCGAUUUCUCCACUACACCAAGAGAACCAUCAACAAGGCCCUCCACUUAUUGACGAAGACCACAAACCCUCUGAAAUGGAGCAAGAUAAAACUGUAGAAAUAACCAACAAAAUGUCCAAUACACACAUUGAGAAUAACCAGGCUGAAAAAAUUGAAAAUCCAGAGAAAAAAAAGCCUGCUGUAGCUGAAAAGCCUGAAGUUGCUGAGAAGCCAGUGGUAGCUGAGAAGCCUCAAGUAGCAGAAAAGCCGCAGAUUGCCGAGAAGCCACAGAUUGCGGAGAAGCCAGUGAAUGUAACCCGGUCAGAAAGUGCAGAAGCCGAGCCAAGUCAAUAGCCGAUAUGCAUGUGUGCCGUCAACCUUACUGUGGACGACGAGAUGAACUGUAUGUUUUCGUACUUGAAAACAAUUGUGUGAAGGUUCAAAAUCGGAUUUUAAGCUUGUAUCUUUCAAAAAUUUCAGUUGAAAGUUUAUGAUUUUUACGAUUAAUGCUUCGUUGUUAAGUUUACAGUGACAUUUAAGUCUUAUGUUACAAACACUUGAAUAACAGUUCAAUUUGGUAAGGUUUACUAUUACUACCUAAUAAACUUCAAUCUUCAUUUUACAAAUUAGACAAUCAAAACUUACAAGUGAAUUAUUUGAUGGAUAUAAGCUUGAAAAUCAGCCUGUAGAUUAGUUUCAGAAUGACUGUUACAGCAAUAUUUCCGUUGCUGGCAAUUAUUGCCAGUUUGUAAUGUUGCCUUGCUCUAGCCAAUGUUAGAGUAGGAGAUGUAGCUUUUACAGAAGUUAUAUUAUAUUCUAUGUAAAGUAAAACUAGUAAAAGCCAUUUAAAAUGAAAUAUUCAACACAUUCAUACUUGUGAAAUAACAACAGUCUCAGUCAGACAUACUCAACCUUUUAUGUAUAAAAUCUAGCUAGAGUCAAACCAAGCCAAAUUUGUAUGGCAACAAGUGUGGAAAUGUCUUCAUUAAUGUCAAAUUUCUAUGAAAAUAUGACAUUUAUAAUGACCUAGCUCACUUUGUUGAAUUAAGUCAAUACAAAUUUAGCUUUGAUGGACUACUAUGAUGCCUUGGGCUACAACAUAUAUAAAUCCUCAAUAUUACCAAUGCCAGGAUUGCUAGGUUGGGUAUUUACAAGGUGCCCGUAAGCAUUGCGAGACAUUUUAACUAUGCAUUCCUGGUAAUAUUUAGAAACUAAAAUGUCAUAUAAAAUUUUCUGGAUUAGGCCUAGUUUCAGAGAUAAUUAAAUGUUUUUCGAAAUCAUUCUUUCGCCAUAAGUCGGUACAAAACACAUUUUUGAAUGCGUAUUGCCACUUUGAGGUCUAGUCUGGACAUACCUAUUGAUUGACAUCGAAAAAUUAAAAAAAUGUAUUCGAGAGCCUACUCCCAAAAAAAAAAAAACUUUUAAGUUCAUUUUAGGUUAUGUUUUUAUCAAUAAAAAUUACGUUUUAUGUACAGGAGUAUUCAAAAAAAGGGAAAAAAAAAAAACAAAAUCAAAACAUUUUUUUUUGUUGAAUUUCACAAAAAGUCGUAUAACAUUUUUUGCUUCUGUUGCCAUCAGGAAUGCACCGUUAAAAUCUCUCGCAAUGCUCACGGGCACCUUGUAUAGAAUGGUAUAUGUGGUUGUAGUUUUGCUAAGUUGCAUAUAAAUAACAAAACAAGUCAACAACUAUGAAAAAGACUGGAAAGUUAAAGUUUGUAUAUAAAAAGGGGGGUAAAUGUUAUUAAUUUGAUGUAAUGUAAAGAAAUGCAUUUUCUAUACUCGGCAGAUACCAUUUAUUUUGGUAAAAUAUGACAGAAAAUUAAAUAUCCAAAAUACCUAAUUAUGUUCUGUUCAAAGAAAAUAUUUAUAACAAUGACUAGUUAAAAUAAUUGUAUUAUCGAGAGUUAUCAAACAGUUAUAUAUUUAAAGUUGUUUUGAAAGAAUAUGUUAUCUAAAAAGCUAUUCACUGCUUUAUAAGUUAUAUUUUAAUAAUACAAGUCGCUAUUCAGUUAAUAAGCAAUUUGUUUUUGCUAUAAAAUUACAUUUUGUAUAUAUGACUGGAUCAUAUUUGGCACUUUGUAAUCAAAUAGUGCCGUUAUUAGCGACAAUAUGCCAUAAGCUAUGAAAAAAGUUAUAGAACAGAAGGUGAAUAUAUUUAUCAUAUUUUGGGAACUAAUUCUCACGUACUCUAAAAAGAGACUGCAAGUCAAGCUUGCCACAAGGUCCCUUUUCAGAAAUACACAUUUGUGACGUACUCAAUGAAAAGGUACCACAUUGUCGCUUACCAUAAACUAUUUCUUGAGAACGUCACAUUUGAUAUUUGUUUUCUGAAAUGUUUGAUAAAAGUAUUGACUCUUUGGUUCUCUGCCAGUUUUAGUAUGUGUGAAUGAGAUGAAAUCUCAUUAGUACUAACGCUAUUCAAGUAUUACUUUAUAUUAUCAAUUUAUCAGGUAUUGUCAGGUAGAAUAGCUUUUUAUAUGUUUAAUUGUCACUACCGGACAGUGGCGGUGCGUCAAACACGAUUUGGGAUGCCUUUUUGCUCGCAUUAAAUAGGCAAGGCAAGCCGGUUGAAACCGAGUUCCUACGCUCCGCCACUGCUAUUGUAUCUCACAUAGUGUGAGUGAUUCUGUGAUUAAUAACUGCUUCAACAAAUGUGACGUUCUCAGGCAAAAGGCACUCGUCAAUAAUUCCUUUUUUUAAUUGCAUCUUAAUUUUUACCCCUAGCGCGUUAUUUAUAACAACUUCCGAAGCUGUACUUUUUGCCUGACAGCGUCACAAAUACUGGUUUGUGCCUGUACUAACACGCGAGAAUAUGUAGAUAGAUGUCUCACAUGAAUUUUAGGAACUUAGGGAGAUCUAGGAAAUAGCCUAAUGGAUAUUUAUUUUUAAGCAUUCUCUUCUGUCGUAGUUUUUUACUGCAUUUUACCUUCUUUAUAUUAUCCCGGUUGCAUCCUAAUGGAGUCUAAAGGCACAGUAAAAUUAUUGAAGCAUACACUUUAAUACCUUAACUGUUGUGUUCGGAUAUUUUAACCCCUUAAAGCGUGUCAUAAUUAUUAUUUUUAUUUAAAUUUGAACUUUAAUAGCUGUCAAAAGAGUUGAAUCGCUUCGCACGGGUUACAAAAAACCUUAACACAAUCACCGUGGAGCUACUCGUAGCGCUACGUCGUAGCCGAUAACAUAGGUUUCCCGGUAUGUAGCAGAAAUGCUUGCGUAGAGGCAAAACGACGUAUUGUGAUUAGCGAUGAAUGAGAAAGAACGCUCAAGAAUCACUAUGGAUAGGUGAAAACUGCAUGAAAAUCUGUUCAGUAGUUUUUGAGUUUAUCGCGAACAUACAUACAGACAGACGCGGAGGGGGAGUUUUAUAAGUUGUAGUGAUAGUGAUAGGGUCCACUUCUAAUUUAAUCUUUGCCUUUGUGACAGUAACGUUACCCUUUUGAUAGUAAACACACAAAUAGGGUUCCUUUUCCUGUUUGAAUUUCAGCCUAUAUUCCUAGAUCUACCCUCGUAUAGAAAUCAAAGUGUAUCUUUUUCACCGUACAGUGAUUUUAUAUAUACAAUAUUUUUAUUGUAACAUGAUUGCAUCAUUAUCAUCAAUUUAUAUCAAUCAAGUGUACGCUACCAAUUGAGUCGGAAAUCAAACUUUGUACACAAGAGCAAUGAAAAUAGGACACGUUGUAUGGACAUUUCCGUAGAAACCCUUUUUUGUGCUCUCGAGUAUGUUGUCCUUUCUACGCCGCUCAACAACGAAGCUUUAGCCACUUUGACACUAAAAUCAAAGAUAAGUAAAUAAUAAAGAUUGUCAAUCUCCAUACUACUAUCGUUCAUCUGCAACAAUAAUAAGGAUUACGAUUAUUUUUAUGGAUACUGUUAUACUUUUAUUUAGUUGUCUCCGUUUUUAGUCAAAAAGUUGGUUUAAAAGUUAAAUAUUAACGAUUCAGUAACCUCAGCGACAAGAUAGAAAUGAAUCUAAAAGACUAAUUGUCUGUAAAAAGUAUACUAAACAUUGUAUAAUUAUGAAAAUAUUAGUAAUUUAGGUUUUAAAAGAUGCGGGCCUGUCAUGGCGCCCAAAUUGUAUAUUAUUUUAAAUAUGGGUCCAGUUUUAUUUCAGCUUUGCUUUUGACUUGUAUAUGAUGGGUAUUAUAAACUUUUAUUAUUUUAACUUCGCCUGGCGGCCCGCCAUAGUUAUUCAUUGUCAGUGUAUAGAAAAAACUGCGAGCCAUCCAUCUAUGUUUAAUAAUAAUACGUGAAAAUAGUUUAAACGACUUCUAUAAAGCCAACCUCGUACAAAGUAGCGUACUUUGAUGUAGAAUUGUAGAUGGUGCCACAUCGCGAUCUCGGGCAUAGAAAUAAAGCAACGCCAUCUAGUGAGUUCUCUGAGAGUUAAAUAAAAUGGCGUUGCGAUUUUAUUUAUAUACUUGAAACAUCUUAGUCGCAUCAUCUAAAAUAAUAUCAUCCAAUCACUUUAUAUGGAAAUAGAAAAUAGUCAUUAUUUAAAAGUAAUUUUGAUCUUUAGCUGUUACUACAUAACUACAUAGAUUGCACGAUGGCUCACCGUAUUUCUGAACACUGUUAUUAUAAUGUAAAUUAGGGGAAAGUCCAUGUUAUGUAAAACAUAUUCUGUUAUAUGUAUAUCAUAUUGUUUUGGUUUUAGUGUCUUAUUGUAUAAAAGGAUUAUUCUUUUUUUCUAAUGAGAUUAAGAGCGCAUGUCGCAUGUCGAUUAUAUCAUAUUGUUAAUAAAAUGUAAUAUAUAUAUGAA
This is a messenger RNA of Cydia pomonella (codling moth), 5923 nucleotides long. It is a transcript of the gene Vps26, whose product is annotated as vacuolar protein sorting-associated protein 26B-like. The record is from RefSeq and is a predicted model, not a curated record. Gene Ontology annotation, biological process: intracellular protein transport; retrograde transport, endosome to Golgi. Gene Ontology annotation, cellular component: endosome; retromer complex. The transcript has a single exon. NCBI's taxonomy places the organism in Eukaryota, Metazoa, Arthropoda, Insecta, Lepidoptera, Tortricidae. The coding region runs from base 187 to 1521 and encodes 444 amino acids.